AAAGAGAACCCCGCAUCGCGAGAGGCAGGGACGGAACGGACGGCGCGAGAAGCAAAAGACAACGAGACCUCAUCUAUCCUUUGUUCUGCUUCCGAGUGCUAACAAGGGCAAAGGAGUGGCUGCUUCUCUUUUGCGCGGUCGGAGAGCUCAUUCGCGGUACCGAGCGGCGAACUCGGCGACGGGCAUCUUUGCAAGAAUGGCCGCCUCUGCCCCGCUGCGCCUCGUGCGCAGCCUCGUCUUUCUCGUCACCUUUCUCGCCAAAGUCGGCAUUCUGUCCCCUUACUGGCUCCUCCGCGCCGUCCUCCACCGCAAAUCUAAGGGCGGGCCCAAUGUUCUCCAGCUGUACAUGGACCAGGUGGUGAAGCACGCGCUCGUCGGCCAGGCCGCGUACAAGGUGCAGGCAGGCCCGUGGACGAGCGCGCCGUGGGCGUGGACGGACAGGCUGCAGGGACGGCAAUUUGCCUUCGUCGAGCCGGCCAAGGAGACGUUCAAGGAUGAGAAGCUGCCCAGACGGCUGGACGAGGUCGAGAGGACGAGGCGGAGCGCUGGAUUUUGGUACCUGAACCCCAAGGAGAGGGGAGACUGCCCCAGCAGGACAAAGAAGGCCAGGCGCUCACCCUGCGUCCUCUAUUGCCACGGCGGUGCAUACAUUACGCUGGCCGCGGGCGAUGCGGCCAUGGGAGGCACACUGGCUGCGAACCUGUCCAAGUGCGCAGAGGUCGACGUCUUCACCCUCGACUACCGCCUGGCACCCGACUCGCGCUUCCCCUCGCAGGUCUACGAGGUCCUCUCGGCCUUUCGCCACCUGCAGUCGCUCGGCUACGAUCGCAUCUUCCUUGGCGGCGACAGCGCGGGGGCCAACCUGGUCCUUGCCUUUUGGCGCUAUGUCGACCACAUUCUCGGCGAACGUCAAUCCAUCGCCGGUCUUCUCCUCAACUCUCCCUGGCUCGAUCUGGCCGGAUAUGACACGGCGGCGUUCCAGCAGGCCGCGACGCGGGAUCUCAUUGCACGCUACUUUGUCGAGACUGGCUCCAAGGCGCUGGGCAUCGCGAAUCUGCACGACCCCUUUGCCUCGCCCAUCGUCUGGUCCGAUGCCGACCUGGCUGCGCUGCCGAGCCUGUACGUCAUUCACGGCGGCGACGAGACGCUCCUCGACGAAGGCACCCGCUUCGUCGAGCGUGCGCAGGCCCAAGGCAUCGAUGUCACACAUGCAGUCUAUGACGGGUACCCGCACGACUUCUUCUCGCUCCCGUACUAUGGCGGCAUGAGCAAGCGGACCUUCCGUGCAGCCAAGACAUGGUUCCACCGUGCAGAAAGGGCGUAGCUCUCCCUCUCUCUCUCUUUCCUCCCUCUUUUGUACAUACCAGUGUAGUAGUGGCUUUGUCGCGGUCAGCGGGUGACAUGCUCCCUAGGGCAAAUCAAAAUAAAUAAAAAGCCUCA
Molecule: messenger RNA, 1440 nt
Organism: Acaromyces ingoldii
Lineage: Eukaryota; Fungi; Basidiomycota; Exobasidiomycetes; Exobasidiales; Cryptobasidiaceae
Product: alpha/beta-hydrolase
Exons: 4
Coding region: 197-1324 (375 amino acids)
Molecular function (GO): hydrolase activity
Source: RefSeq, a predicted model, not a curated record